CAUUCAUACCGACUCAAGCCAUCAUAACAUGGCGAUAAACAUAGACGCCUGGAUCCUCCACAUCCAGCAAAACCCAGUAGUGGUGGUCUUUCUCGUCGUCGCCCUCUGGCUGUUUGCACGAUGGAAUCAACUAUCCACACCCUCACCUCCACCCCAAUCCCUCAAACAUGAGACCCAGAACCAAGACACCUACCCCCCAAUCACCCCCCUCCCAUCCUUCAACUGGGAAACCACCGAGCCAACCAAAUACCGUCCCUUCAAGCCCAAAUACCACCUUAGCAUGGCCCUAACAACAACCGACAUCUCCCACCUAAUCCCCAUGGACAAAACUUACAAAGAGCGGCUCGCCCUCCGCCAAAGCCUCCUAGCCCAACACCCCACCGUCGUCGUGGGCGUAAUCCCCGAAGGACAAAAAAAAGGAAGUCCCGUCUUCGCCGCCAUAACCGAGCUCUACGAGUUCAUAGUAGGCGUAUACCUCCCCACCAGAUACCCAAGCAUGUUCACCCUCGAAGACUCCGAACCAAACACAUCGAGCAAGACCCUCUACAACAAAACCACCAACCAACGAAUCCCCCUCCCCCACCCCGGCACAGGACGAGAAAUCCUCACUACGCUAGGCACCUUCGUCGACGAGGACUUUCUCGUCUUACUUCCUGAUCCUUCCACCACCAAUACCCCUCCAUCCCCCUCUGAAAAAGCACCCGAAGCCGAAGGCGUGAAAUACACACUAGAAGCAUACACGACCUUCUACCCAGCCGGGUUCGACACGCGCGAGAAACUCGGGAAGAGACUCUCGACCAUCCAUGAUCCCGUGCCACGGUACAAGGAGAAAUUGGAGAAAAGCAUGGAUCGAUUCUUUGCCCGAUUGGAGGUAGGGAAGGUCGUACAGAGAGUGAACUGGAGUGUUACAACGGAGGGGACAUCGCUGUUUGCGGCUUUCGGGGGCGUGCAUGGGGAUGAGGGGAAGAAGGAGGAGGUUAUGGGUGUCGAGGAGGUGGAUGGGGAAAUGACCCGUCUCCGCUGCGAACGCCAAACCCUCCACCGGCUACCAAAGACCAAAGCCCUAAUCUUCACCUUCCACACAUACACCUACCCCAUUCAAGAAAUCAAGGACGAAGGACUCGGCGAGGACCUAGCAGCGGCCAUUGACGGGUUAAAGGAGGGUAAUGUACCUGAAAUCCAUCGGUACAAGCGAGGGCCAGUAUGGGGGGAGGCGGUUAAGGCGUUUUUGCGGGGGUAGAGAUUAUUCCCUGCUGCUUUAUACCAUGAUUUUAUCAUAGAUAAGGAAUGGAAUGGAAUGGGAUAUAUAGUAGUACUGCAUGUG
This is a messenger RNA of Aspergillus sclerotioniger CBS 115572, 1324 nucleotides long. Its product is annotated as heme-dependent oxidative N-demethylase family protein. NCBI's taxonomy places the organism in Eukaryota, Fungi, Ascomycota, Eurotiomycetes, Eurotiales, Aspergillaceae. Bases 29 to 1240 code for a protein of 403 amino acids. The transcript has 4 exons. The record is from RefSeq and is a predicted model, not a curated record.